Patella vulgata (common limpet) is the source of this 3635-nucleotide messenger RNA. RefSeq names its product protein phosphatase 1 regulatory subunit 21. Gene Ontology annotation, cellular component: early endosome; membrane. The transcript has 20 exons. The record is from RefSeq and is a predicted model, not a curated record. Bases 56 to 2419 code for a protein of 787 amino acids. NCBI's taxonomy places the organism in Eukaryota, Metazoa, Mollusca, Gastropoda, Patellidae.
AUUAUCUUUAAUUUUGACUAAUUUCUCCCCAUAGAAACAUCCGGUCUGUGGCAAGAUGGCUGAUCUUGCUGCCAAGUAUCAAAAAUUAGCAGCCGAAUAUUCAAAGCUUAAAGCACAGAUACCGGUAUUGAAGAAAGCAUUUUUGGAUGAGCAAACAGAGAAUACAAAUUUAAAGGAUGUUUUAAAAGAGAAGGACACAUGUGUACGCAAAUAUGAACAGGAAGCAGACAGUCUGUCUUUCAGAAAUCAACAGUUGUCAAAAAGAGUUCUGCUUUUACAAGAUGAACUUGAGCAGGCUGAGAGUAUUAUUGGUAAAAAGAAAAACAAGCACAAGACAAAUGAUGCUUCAGCAUCUGAUCAAUUAAAACUAGGGUCUAGUGGUGUGUUUAAUGAAGAAUUACAGAGUAAAAUAGAAGAGAAUGCCAGGUUACAUAAACAGGUCAAUGAGACAUCAGAGAUAUUUGAGAAGAAAGUUCAAGAAUUAGAAAACAGUUUAAGAACAGUUGAAUUAGAACAUAGUCAGUAUAAUGAAGUAUUAAAUGCCACCAAACAGCAGAGUAAAAGCCAAAUAGAAAAAUUACAAGAAGAUAAAGCUAUGUUAGAGGUGAAACUUCAUACUCACGAUAGUGAUAUAAAGCAGUUUAAAAUGAGAGCUGAAGUUGCCGAGAUAAAGUUGAACACUGUAAAAACAGAUUUAACCCAAAGAAUACAAACUGCUGAAAAUAUAAUAUCUGAUAAAUUACCGUUUAUUGAUACAAAGAUUGCCCAGUUAAAUAGCCUUAACAUACCCGUGUUUGAUCGUAAACAUCAGCUACGUGCUUGGGAAUUAGUAAAUCAAGCAGGAACAAAUGUCGGAGAAUUAGUACAGAGUCUGUCAAACUUCUAUACAUAUAGUGAACAGAGAUCUAAAAUCUAUCCUGCUGACAGUAGAACAGAACCUAUAAGUGAAGUAAACACAAAAUACUGCAGACUUUUACAUGAAAAUCUGGUAUACUGUAGGCCCAUUGAACAGUCAUUGAAAAAAUUUGGUGAAAUAUUAAAAGAUGACUCUCUUUCUACAAUUCUAGAUACAACAACAGAUUUAAAACCUUUCUGCGACAGUUUUCACAAUUUUGUAGACUACAAUAAUAGAUUACUACCCUUACAACUUUCCAGUAUUGAGGAAGAAUGUGCUCUGUCUUCCUGCCCAUCAACGCUUUCAGCUAAAAAUAUGGAAUUGCACAACUCUUAUAAGAAACUAAAUGAUGUUUAUAAUAAACUAGAUGGUCAUAUUUCACAGUUAGGCAAAAAAACAUCUUCUGAUUCUUCCAGUGAUAAUGUACAGAUAUUUCAAGAUUUAUCUCAAUCUUUAACAGACUUCCAUAUUACUGUCAAAGAGGUAUCCAAGCAUUACAAUGCCAAAGUUUCACUUGAACAUCAGUUACCUACAGCAACACAGAAACUGAAAACAACAGAUGAAUGUAUUGUGUCUUCCCUUGUAUCUUUAGUUACUAGUGCUAGUAAGAUAGCGACUUUUAUUGGUAAUAAUAUAGAGUUUUGUAGUGAGAAAUCAGGGUAUGUUAGCAGAGGUACUAAAAAUAAUUCUGAUAAUACCGGUGUAAAUCCUGUAGUAGCUACAUUUAAAAAUAGAACUACAGAAUAUAUCUCAUCAUUAGCCAGGCCAUGUCCAGAAUCUGUACCUCAUAAAGUAGCUGUACAGAAUAGAAAAGUUUUAUUGAGUUCAGCUGAAAGUAAAGAAGGUUUAUCUAAACAAAUAGAAAGAUUUCAACAACGUGUAGGAUCAUUAGAACAAGAAAAAGAACAUUAUAUGUUAGAAUUACAGUUAUUAAAGAUAAAAUAUGAAAAUGAAAUCCAUAAAUAUAAACAGUUGGAGAAAGAAAUUAGUUUGUUAAAGAGGAAAGGUAUAACUGAUACUCCAAAUGAUAUUGAAUCCAACAUGGAGAAAAUGCCAUCAUUAGAACCAACAAAUACCAAUAUAAAUAAAACUCAAAUCCCUUCAGAUAAUUUACUGAUAGGUAAAUUAGAAUCAGUAAGUGGUAGUAAUUUUGAUGGUGAAACUAGAGAACAGUUGAUUAAAAAUCAUUUUACACUUCGACAGAAUCAAUUAACAUUACAACUACAACAUGCUGAUAGUAAAUGUGUUAAUUUUCAUGCUGAGGUGCGGGCACUACACAAACAACUACAAUUAGCAGAAAAACAGAAAAGUAAAGCGGAAGAAGAAUUAAACAUAGCUAAUCAAGCUUUAGCUCAAUUAAAGGAUGAACAUCAAACAACAACUAAAAGUUAUGAAAAUCAGUUGAGUAUGAUGAGUGAACAUUUAGCAGGAAUGAAUGAAAGAUUAGCCAAACAGAAAGAUGAAAUAGAUGAACAGAAAAUUCUCUUACAAGGCAAAUCUAAGAGUUUAAAGAAGAAGAAAUGAUGCAUUUUAAAUGGUGAAACAAAAUGGCACAUUGUGAUAUUUAUAAAUACUAACUACACAAUUUAUAAUAAAUUAUUAUAACAGAGUUGUUGAAUUUAAUAAAUGUAUAUAUUAGUAGGUUGUUUACCAGCGAGUAAAAAUCAAAACAUUUCUCUCUGAUUAAUACUCCAGAGAGAGGGGUUUUAUAUAGGCUACACCUAAUUUCUUGUUCACAACCAUUGUUACUUAAUAAAAAUAUUGCUAAUGUAAAAAAAUGGCCCGAAAUGUCUUUUUAAAAUAGCUUGUUACUGUAUUAGGUAUGUUGUGAAUAAAGGACUUCCAGGAGUAUGGUACAUAAGAGUUAUCUACCAUUGAUAAGCUAGUAUAUAUGUAUUAUAAUAAUAUCAUUUAUUAGAAGGAUAAAUAAUUACUAGUAUCAUUCUAAUUAUAUUUUUUUUUUUUAUAAUUGUGGAGAAACUAAAUCAACUGCGUGUGCAGUAUUGGUUAUGUGACUUGUGAACAGAAUCUUAUCAAGCCAAAAUUGAUAUACAUGUAUUGUGCAGACAAAAUUGUUAUGUGAUAUUUUUUUUUAAAGAUAAACAAUCUGAUUACUGUAUAUAGACUGUAUAAUAUAGUUAUGUAUAGUGCAAAUAAUUGUAAUUAAAAAUCGAUGUGACAUGGUACUAUCAGUGGCGGAUCCAGGUGGGGGACCCAAAAUCUUCCCCCCCCCAAUUUUGAAUGACUAUGAUUAACUUAUUAUGAAUAUUUUGUUUCUAUGAGAGUGUAAAUUAGGGCUCUUUGUUGGUUAGGGGUCCAGAUAUGCGCCACAAAUCACCACUACACCCCAAUAUUUCAAAAUGUUCUCCAAUGAAAGAACCCCCCCCCCCCAAUAACCGAAUAUACUGCAUCCUCCAGGGGAACUAGUUUACAAAAAUAAGCUACAAAAUGUUACAAUAGAUCAGGGGCCUGUUUCUCGAAAUCUUAACUAAAGAUAAAAUCCAAAUUUUAGUAGAUAUUUCAAUUUUGAUUGGCUAAGUGGCUAAGCACUAAAAUCAAUCUAAUAUUAUCCAAUCAAAUUACUAAAAUUUGGAUUUUAUGUUAGUUAAAAUUUCGUGAAACAGGCCCCUUUUAUAAACAGACUUUAAACUGGUAGAUAUUGUAAAGUUUGUCUCUAUUUUAUAGAUGCCAACAUUAUAUUCAUUAUGUGAUGGAAUUGCCUUAAAAAAAUCAAACUGUU